ACAUAUUAUUAUUCAUUGACUCAUAUCAGAAUCACAAAAGACACUUCUAAAUGACAAUGAACACUUGUCUUAUGUUAUUUUCUCCAAACCCUCCAACCAAGACUAACCAGCUUGUCCACCAUUCAUCCAUACCUUCAAUUUUCCCUCUCUUCAAAACCCAUCUUCCAUCUUCAAGAAAACACCAAGCCAAGAGCCACAACACUAGAAAGUUUGGAAAUUUUCUUGACUUACAACCAGAGUAUCAACCGGAAGCCUUAGAUUUCGACCUUCUGUGGCAUCACUCUUCUGAUCAUUCUCAAUUCGACGUGAUCAUUAUCGGCGCUGGCCCUGCAGGUAUUCGCCUUGCGGAACAAGUUUCACUAUAUGGAAUCAAGGUUUGUUGUGUUGAUCCUAACCCUCUAUCUAUUUGGCCUAAUAACUAUGGUGUGUGGUUGGAUGAGUUUGAAGAUCUUGGGCUAGAAGAUUGUUUAGAUAAAACAUGGCCUAUGGCUUCUAUUCUUAUUGAUGAUAAAAACACCAAAUAUUUGGAUCGUUCCUACGGAAGAAUUAACAGGAAGAAACUUAAGGAGAAAUUCGUUAAAGGUUGUGUUUUUAAUGGGGUUAGAUUUUAUAAGUCAAAGGUAUGGGAGAUUAAGCAUCAUGAGUUUGAGUCUAUUGUUGUUUGUGAUAAUGGGAAAGAGUUGAAAGCGAGUUUAGUUGUCGAUGCUAGUGGUUUUGGUAGUAAGUUUAUAGAUCGUGAUGAUCAUAAAGUGAGAAACUAUGGUUUUCAAGUUGCUUUUGGAGUUUUGGCUGAAGUUGAUUUUCAUCCUUUUGAUUUGGACAAAGUGGUCUUGAUGGAUUGGAGAGAUUCCCAUUUGAGAGAUGGUAAUUCAAUUUCAAAGUCUCCUACUUUUAUGUAUGCUAUGCCAUUUAGUUCAACUUUGAUUUUUCUUGAAGAAACAUCGCUUGUUAGCCGUCCUGCCAUGUCUCACAUGGAAGUGAAAAGGCGAAUGGUUGCGAGGUUAAGGCAUUUGGGAAUUAACGUUAAGCGGAUAUUGCAAGAUGAGAAGGGUUUGAUUCCAAUGGGAGGAUCUCUACCAAGAAUACCUCAAAAUGUGAUCGCAUUUGGUGGAAAUUCUGGUAUAGUUCAUCCUUCCACCGGAUACAUGAUGGCUAGAACAAUGGCUCUAGCACCUAUCGUAGCUGCUUCUAUUAAUGAGUGUCUUGGCUCCAAUAGAAUGAUAAGAGGGGAAAAUCUUUAUGCAAAAGUUUGGAGUAGCAUGUGGCCUAUUGAGAGGAGAGUUGCUAGAGAAUUUUACACUUUUGGAAUGGAGACUCUAUUGAAGCUUGACUUGAAUGAAACUAGGGACUUUUUUGAUGCAUUCUUUGAGUUAAAGCCUAAUUAUUUGCAAGGGUACCUCUCUUCAAGUUUGAGUUUAAAUGAUAUUGUGUGGUUGAGCAUGUCACUCUUUGCACAUGCCUCAAAUCGAUCUAGGUAUGCUAUUGCCACAAAAUGUCCAAAGCUAUUGGCUAAAAUGAUUGGCAAUAUUUGUUUAGAAUUCUUAAGAUGAUUAAAGGUUGUGAAAUACAAAAUUUGAAUUCAUUCUACUAAAAUACUUUGAAUUGAUCUACAGCUACUUAGUGGAUUUUUCUGCUGUUUGGACUUGAUCUAUAGAUUUCUUUUUCUGCAUUUGACUAUUGCUGUGUUAGUGGCUGAUGGAGGCUUAUGUGUUUAUUGGCCAUUGAUCUUGUUCAGUAAUCUAGUUUGAAACAAUCGAGUUUGCUAGCAGAAAGAAGGUCAUGCAAAUAUAAUGACUGUUAAAUAUAAAUUUUGUUCAAUUUUUAUCAAGUCUAUAUUAAAUCAAUGUAAAUCAUGGAGGUGUUAAAUUCAGUAUAAACUAAAUACAGCUCAACAAUUUAAUAUUUUACACUAUUUUUUUGUUUCUAAGGUACCUUACAAAAAUGCGCCAGAACAAUCAUAACUAUUUUUAAAAGAGUAGUAAUUCCUCUAGCCAUUUAUUUGUUCUAUAUACAUCUGUAUUUAAAUAAACUAAAAAGUUAUGGUGUACUAGUUCUUAAAAAACAAUAUCUUUCUGUACUUGCAAACGAGCAUGUCUCCGCUUAGGUCGGUCUCGUAAAAGAAUCGGGUGGAUAUAGUAGAGGAUGUGUGCCUAAAACCUAGGCUUCUCCUACCAAAAAUG
Messenger RNA from Vicia villosa (hairy vetch), 2180 nucleotides. Its product is annotated as capsanthin/capsorubin synthase, chromoplastic-like. The transcript has a single exon. The coding region runs from base 51 to 1550 and encodes 499 amino acids. Gene Ontology annotation, biological process: carotenoid biosynthetic process. NCBI's taxonomy places the organism in Eukaryota, Viridiplantae, Streptophyta, Magnoliopsida, Fabales, Fabaceae. Gene Ontology annotation, molecular function: oxidoreductase activity, acting on paired donors, with incorporation or reduction of molecular oxygen. The record is from RefSeq and is a predicted model, not a curated record.